CUGGCGAGUAGAGCCUGAAGCACGAGAGAUGUGAGACGCCACAUACUUAUGUACCGGUGUUUUCGUCGUGCUCAAGCUUUUUGUAUUCCACGCGAGAGAGUACAAUAAUACACAAGAGCUAACAUCUUGUAUACUGCAAACAAGCAUGUCAGACGACGAGGACGUGCCUUACGUCAAGAAGACGACAAAAACCGUGCACUAUGGCUCGCUGGAGGAGGCGGAACGGAUGCGCCUGUCGUCCGGAGUCCUCGAUAGCAACGGUGAUAGCGAUGCUUUCCCGACUCCGGUCAAUGUCCACAUCUCAAAUGAGUACAUGGAACUCGAGAAUGACAUGUCCAAGGAUCGACAGGCCCUGUUGGAAGAGUUCGAGAGACGUAAGAAGGCAAGACAGAUCAACGUUUCUACGGAUGAUUCAGAGGUGAAAAAGAACUUGAGGCACCUGGAAGAGCCAAUCUGUUUGUUCGGUGAGGGCCCCGCAGACAGGAGAAACAGGUUAAGGGAACUGCUGGCGAGUUUGGGCGAGGACGCUAUCAAAAGGAAGGACGUAGAGGAGAAGUUCGUGCAGCCAGAAAAAGAUCCAGAAAGCACUUGGUACCAUGAAGGACCUGAUUCAUUGAGGAACGCUAGGCUAUGGAUUUCUGCUUAUUCCGUUAAGCGAGCAAAAUUUAGGCUGGAAAAAGCAAGGAAAGAUUUAGAGGUAUCCGCUGCUACUAAAACUGCCAAGAGGCAAGAGUUGCUAAAGAAACUCCAGAAUUUGAGCACUUACUGCUCAGAAGUCGGAGAUGCAAGACCCAUUUCUUACUGUCAGUUCAGUCCAAAUUCAAAGGUACUGGCAACAGCUUCAUGGUCAGGGUUGUGUAAGCUCUGGUCUGUUCCUGAUUGUACUCUAUUAAGAACGUUAAAAGGCCACGAAUGCAUUGUAGGGUGCAUCGUGUUUCAUCCAAAGGCAACCAUUGCUGAGGACAUGUUUGCAGACAGGGUGUCUAGGAUUUGUGUAUUGGCAAGCUGUGCUAGCGACGGUUCGGUAAAGCUCUGGGGUGGUGGAAAGAGUGAAAAGCCUCUGGCAGAAGUUGAAGGCCACGAGCCUCACAGAGUAUCCAGAUUAGCGUUCCACCCAUCUGGCAGAUUUUUAGGUACCUGCUGUUAUGACUCCUCAUGGCGUUUGUGGGACUUGGAGCAGCAGGCAGAAGUUUUGCAUCAGGAGGGUCACACUAGGCCCGUUCAUUGCAUGAGUUUCCAGUGUGAUGGAUCAGUCGUAGCAACUGGUGGGCAAGACUCCUUUGGGAGAGUCUGGGAUCUCAGAACUGGAAGGUGCAUCAUGUUCAUGGAAGGACAUUUAAAAUCAAUAUUUGGAAUUGAUUUUUCGCCAAAUGGUUAUCACAUAGCAACUGGUUCAGAGGAUAACUCUUGCAAAAUUUGGGAUCUCAGAAAAAGAUCUUGCUUAUACACGAUACCAGCUCAUUUGAAUCUCAUAGCAGACGUAAAGUAUCAAAAGGAAGAAGGACAAUACUUGGUAACUGCUUCUUAUGACAACAGUGCAAAAAUAUGGUCAAACAAUACUUGGCAGCCACUCAAAACUUUGUCCGGUCACGAUGGAAAAGUCAUGUCUGUUGACAUAUCUCCAGAUCAAAAAUACAUAGCAACAACUUCUUAUGAUAGAACGUUUAAACUAUGGGCCCCUGAAGUAUAAUACUAUUAAAUACAAUUAAAAUUAUACGUAUUUUUCGACUCAGACUUGGUUUGUAAAAAACAAAAGUACCUGUAAUUAUUAGUUGUGAGAUAUACAAAUUGUAAAUAAUGUUUUUUAUGAAUUACAAUAA
Copidosoma floridanum is the source of this 1820-nucleotide messenger RNA. RefSeq names its product U4-U6 small nuclear riboprotein factor 60K (gene U4-U6-60K). Gene Ontology annotation, cellular component: U4/U6 x U5 tri-snRNP complex. The record is from RefSeq and is a predicted model, not a curated record. NCBI's taxonomy places the organism in Eukaryota, Metazoa, Arthropoda, Insecta, Hymenoptera, Encyrtidae. Gene Ontology annotation, biological process: mRNA splicing, via spliceosome. Gene Ontology annotation, molecular function: U4 snRNA binding; U6 snRNA binding; protein binding.